AUGCCGGGGUCAGGUGGCAAAUUCUACCUAGAAUCAGAGUCCGACUGUCCAGACGAGUCCAGCCUUGUAAAGGAGAGAUGUACUGUGGCUUCCAACACAUUAUCGAUCAUUAGACCAGUCACUGGGUCCCUCUCAGGGAAGGUAAAUCUUCCCUGCUUCUUCUCCACCAUCCCAACCUCAGCACCAGUGAUCAGUCCCAAUGGAACUGCUAUUUAUAGCAGAGAUUACUUACGAAUCAAAUGGACCAAAAUAGAAGGAGAAGUGGUAUCCACAGUGUUGGUGGCACAAAAUGGAGUCAUCAAAAUAGGCUCCAGCUACAGGAACCGUGUAUCAGUACCCAGUCACCCUGAGGAUGUGGGUGAUGCCUCAUUGACAAUGGUCAAGCUGCGUGCCAGUGAUGCGGGCACUUAUCGGUGUGAGGUCAUGUAUGGAAUUGAGGACACCCAGGAUACAGUAAACCUUGAUGUCAAUGGUGUUGUGUUUCACUACCGGGCAAGCACGAGCAGGUACACUUUGGACUACCAGAAGGCUGUCCAAGCUUGCCAAAACAUUGGAGCAACCAUUGCUACAUAUGACCAACUGAAAGCAGCCUAUGAAGACGGCUUCGAUCAAUGUGAUGCCGGCUGGAUUGCUGACCAGACAGUGAGAUACCCAAUUACAAAGCCAAGGAAGGGCUGCUUUGGCAACCUACAGACCAAACCUGGUGUUAGGUCAUAUGGGACCAGGAAACCCACGGACACCUAUGAUGUAUACUGUUACGUAGACAAACUUGAUGGUGAAGUGUACUAUGCUCCUGUGAGCCAUAAAAUGACUUUUGAGGAGGCCAGUACAGAGUGUAAGAAGAGGAAUGCUCUCCUGGCAACCCCUGGCCAGCUUCAUGCUGCCUGGCGACAUGGUCUGGACAGAUGUGACUAUGGCUGGCUCUCCGAUGGCAGUGCACGACACCCUGUUGCAGAACCCAGAGUGCAGUGCGGGGGAGGUCUGCUCGGCGUCAGGACCAUGUACCGCUACAGAAACCAGACUGGCUUCCCGGAACCAACUAUGAAACUCGGCGCUUACUGUUUCAAAGGACUUUACUCAUGUACAGACAAUAUUUGUCUGAAUGGAGGAUCUUGCUACAAGAGUGGCAGCAUCUAUACAUGUAGCUGUGCUCCUGGUUACAGUGGUGAUCGCUGUGAAACCGAUACAGAUGAGUGCCAGUCAAACCCUUGCCGCAAUGGAGGUACAUGUGUCGAUGGGCUGGCUUCCUUCACAUGUGUGUGCCUCCCAAGCUACUCUGGGCUGUAUUGUGAGGAGGAUACAGAAACAUGUGACUAUGGCUGGCACAAGUUUCAGGGCCACUGCUACAAGUACUUCCCCCACAGAAGAAACUGGGACACAGCAGAGAGAGAGUGUCGCAUGCAGGGGGCUCAUCUCACCAGCAUCCUCUCCCACGAGGAGCAACAGUUUGUCAACCGUCUUGGACAGGACUACCAGUGGAUUGGCCUGACUGAUAAGAUGUUUGACAGUGACUUCCGCUGGACUGACGGCAGGCCUUUGCAAUAUGAAAACUGGAGGCCCAACCAGCCUGACAGCUUCUUCUCUUCUGGCGAGGAUUGUGUCGUGAUGAUAUGGCAUGAGGACGGCCAGUGGAACGAUGUUCCCUGCAACUAUCACCUCACCUUCACUUGCAAAAAGGGCACAGUGGCCUGUAACCAGCCCCCUCUGGUGGAAAAUGCACGUACCUUUGGUAGGAAGCGUGAGAGGUAUGAGAUCAACUCGCUGGUAAGGUACCAGUGCAGGACAGGCUUUAUUCAGAGGCACGUCCCAACUAUCCGUUGUCGUGGGGAUGGACUAUGGGAUAGCCCUAAAAUCUCCUGCAUGAACCCAUCGAGCUAUCAGAGGACCUUUAUCAGAAGACAUCAACACAAUAGUCUCUACAGCAUUGACAACUUUAAGAGAUGGCCAGACGAGGCCUACCGCGUUCAGCAUCAGCAUCAGCGCUACCGGGGAAGAAGAGACAGGACCGAACAUAAGCGGAAGAGACAGUAGAUGCCAUGUAACAUGGCAAAGCUUCCCUGAGACGAGAACACAUGGCUGAUGCUUGUGUUGAAAGAGGAAAAUGAUUCCCCAAGAAGAAAAAGCACAAGGGAAAACUCAUCAAAGAAACCAAGAGGAUAACCUGCAGUUUUCUUGCAUUUUGAAUGACGAUGGAAUCUUAUGAAGUGCCUUUUAAAAAGAUGUUGAUACAUCCAGGGGCACUGAUUCAUGACAAUGCCAAUGUGGAUAAAAUACUUUCAGCUGGCUACUGGAAAAAGCAAAAAAUACACUCAUCAAUUUUUUUAAAACUGUGGACGUUUUUUCUUUGUCCUUAGCGUAUCAAAUAAUACAAUCACAACUGUCUAAAACCUUUGUACACACUGCUAUUUAAAAUCACCAUAAGUGUUCCUUAUUCAUAGAAAAAAGCUGUUGUGAAAUAAUAGCGCUUAUGUUAUGUAAAGGAAUUCAUUACGUUGUUGUGCUGUUUUAAGCUGGACUUCAUUUCAAUGAGCAUGCAUAUUAAUAUAUAUUGAAGUCUUCAAAUGUUUAACUAUGUUUAUUCUAUUUCAAGACAUCCAAGUUCACCAAACAGAAAUGGAGACAUCGGUGGCAGUGAUUGAUCAAACAAAGGACUCAUAGUUUAUAUACGUGGAAUAUUAUAUCACAUACUUACAGAACUGUAAACUUUGAAAAUAAUCUUUCUUUCUCCAGUCUUCAAACCUAAUCAGCAUUGUUUAUUAGCUUUGCUAGCAGUAAUUAUUAAGAUUUCAGAUAAAUAAUACACCCACGUCUGGGGAAUUUUGACCAAACUGCUUAAUUAACGGCUAGAGACCUUUUUGUGGUGGCAGCUUUCAAAGUAGCAAACAGCUUUCAUUAGUUCCCGCCGUUAAUGAAUGUCAGCAAUGACUUGUAUAGAUAAAUGUUCAUGGAUAGAUUUCUAUACAGAGAAUUUAAAAGAAAAACACAUUGAUAUUUCUUUAGUGUGAUUUUUUUGCAAUUUAAUGAGAAAUUGCUCUCUAAGUAGUUACCGACAAAGCUUUAUCCACUGAUGGAAAUCAAUGUCCAUCAACAAUUUUCAAAUGAAAUUAGCCUAUAUUUUCUGGUCAUGUGUGUUCAGUGCAUAACUUACAGUUAGAUGCUGCAGCAUUGUUUACAAUAACUGUAAUGCUGUUCAUAAUUACACAUCCAAGUGUUUUGCUCUCACCUGUUGCUGUUGUGCUUUAGCCUGUUAUGGUUUUCUAGGUAAUGCUUUUCUUCUGGACUCUGUUAUUGUGGUCGAUUGAAAUCAGCCUACGAGAGAAAAUGUAUUUUGUGAAACACUCAAAAAGACUUGAACACAACGGCUAUUUAGGCACAUAAUUUAUUUUCAAGCUGCUCUUGAUCUCCUUACUUGUAAAAUACAGGUAAAAUAUGAUGCUGUUACUAGUCUCAGCCAUGUUCUUCAUAUAUUUGUGUUGUAUGUUUAACAGGAGACCAGCCACAAUCGCAGACUGUCUGAAUGGGAUGCAUUGAAGGUGAAAAGUUACUUUACAAUACAAUGGAUUUCUUCGUAUUUUUACAUCUUUAAUAUCAGCAGUGGACCAAAGAAUAUAGAGGGCCCCAUCGGCUGCAAAAAUGUUCUGUAAUAUUAUCAAAAUAUUUGUGGUUAUGUAUGUCACCCGCAUUUUCUUAUGGAAAGAUUUGUUGUACUUGUCUGCCUGUGAAUGUCUGUGUGUGUGCCUUAAUGUGCAUAUAAUAUCAUUUUAUAUUUAUAACUGUUUGUUUUUUAAAUUUACAAUGUGAAUGUCUGGGAUGUUUGUGAAUUUUUUUUAAAGAGAUCAAACUGUUUCUUUUUUCCUGCU
Perca flavescens (yellow perch) is the source of this 3860-nucleotide messenger RNA. It is a transcript of the gene vcana, whose product is annotated as versican a. Bases 1 to 2031 code for a protein of 676 amino acids. The record is from RefSeq and is a predicted model, not a curated record. Gene Ontology annotation, biological process: central nervous system development; cell adhesion; skeletal system development. The transcript has 13 exons. Lineage: Eukaryota; Metazoa; Chordata; Actinopteri; Perciformes; Percidae. Gene Ontology annotation, cellular component: perineuronal net; synapse. Gene Ontology annotation, molecular function: calcium ion binding; hyaluronic acid binding.